AUGCCUGAGACUCGCUCCAGAGAGCCAUUGGUAUGGAUAGACUGCGAGAUGACGGGUUUGGAUUUGGACAAGGAUACGAUCAUGUCAUUAGCCUGCUUCAUCACAGACUACGAGCUCAACCUGCUGGACGAGACAGGCUACGAAGCGGUGAUCGAGCACUCUCGAGAGCAGAUGGAUGCGAUGGGUGACUGGUGUAGGGACCAUCACGGCGCCAGUGGGCUGACAAAAGCUUGUAUCGAGUCCACAACUACCGCCGACACAGCAGCAAUAUCUGCCAGACCGCAGACGCGGAUUGUUGGCAGGCAAUACAGUACAUGCGGACAAGGCUUUCUUGACACAGGAGCCUUGGACGAAAGUGAUGAAGCAUCUGCAUCAUCGAAUAUUAGAUGUCAGUGCUAUAAAGGAGGCCGCGAAGAGGUGGGCACCGAUUGA
Messenger RNA from Recurvomyces mirabilis, 432 nucleotides. It is a transcript of the gene rex2, whose product is annotated as Phosphatidylinositol 3,4,5-trisphosphate-dependent Rac exchanger 2 protein. The transcript is spliced from 2 exons. The record is from RefSeq and is a predicted model, not a curated record. Gene Ontology annotation, cellular component: mitochondrion. Gene Ontology annotation, molecular function: nucleic acid binding; 3'-5'-RNA exonuclease activity. Bases 1 to 432 code for a protein of 143 amino acids. NCBI's taxonomy places the organism in Eukaryota, Fungi, Ascomycota, Dothideomycetes, Mycosphaerellales, Teratosphaeriaceae.